Clunio marinus is the source of this 249-nucleotide messenger RNA. NCBI's taxonomy places the organism in Eukaryota, Metazoa, Arthropoda, Insecta, Diptera, Chironomidae. The record is from the annotation of a GenBank genome assembly.
AUGUUGAUGUCAUUUUUCACCCGAAAGAGCAAAGGAGAAGUAGAAGCAAAAGUGUCUCAUUUAUUUCCGCGUCAACAUUCUGAGAUGGACGCUCAUGAAUACGUAUCACCGGAACCGGCGAAAAAUAUUCUCACGACUGGUUUUAACUUAAUCAAUCUCAGCGACAUUCAAUGCAAAAGAUUGUUAAACAUGCUGUUGCCUCAUCAAUCAAUCAAAUCAUUAGAAUCGUAUUCAAGACUCUUCAUGUAA